This is a messenger RNA of Bursaphelenchus xylophilus (pine wood nematode), 2925 nucleotides long. NCBI's taxonomy places the organism in Eukaryota, Metazoa, Nematoda, Chromadorea, Rhabditida, Aphelenchoididae. The record is from the annotation of a GenBank genome assembly.
AUGAGAAUAAAGCCCACUCUGGCCUUCUUGGUCCUUUACACGAGCUGUUGCGUCAACCUGCACGGAGUUUCCGCCUCAAGGCGUCCGAAAAUCGUGAGUUUUACUUUUGAUCAUGGUGAAGAUAAAGUUCCCUUCUAAAUCAACGUUUUCGCCGAUUUGGAUGAUAAAUUUGCCUUUAGAUUAUUGACGAAAGUCAACUGGAUGUGAAUCGAAGCAUUGUAGUGGGUGGAGAAAGGAUUUUCGUUCCAAAACACCUUCCCAAACUGAGCAGAGCCGAGAAAUACGCGCUGUUGCGCAAAGAAGGCAUUGAUCCGUUCGCCAGGAAGCGGCGGACAGGUAGGAAUUGAUUUGACUAGUUUGUUUGAACUCUUAUUUGGCUUGUGAUAAUCGUUUGACACGAAGACUCGGCUUAUUUUUCUUCUUUCAGUGAAAAAGAAUCGUCGAUCCCUCCUCGAACUGAAUGCUUUGUCCGAGACACCCUGGAAAAUCCAGAACACGGCCUCCAAAGGCGUUGAUCUUCUUCCACUAAAAACGCCGCUCCUCUCGGCUGACCCUCACAACUGUCCGGAGCACUUCGACGCCAUCACCGAAGGCCACAACCACCGGACCUACAUCUUUGCCGGCGAAUACGUCUAUCAGAUCUGGCGAGAGGACGGCCUUCAACAAAGAGCCGGCUACAAGAUCAGCGACCUGUUUCUGGACGGUCCAAGACGUGUGACGGCGGCCAUGACCAACCUGAAGAGUGGGGUUACUGUGCUGUUUGAUUAUAGGAAGGUUUAUCGGUUCAGAUGGUCCGAAAAGGUCAAGAGAUUCAGAGUAAGUCAAGGACGAUAACCUUGUAGAUUUCUGUGGGUCCAGAAAAUGUGUCAUGAUGACAAUCGUUUAAAAUGUGCCAGUGAUAUGAGUACCCCUAGGGUACUCACAACAAAAACUUGGGUUCCCAACUUUUGCAACGCACAAUUUUGAUGACACUUUUUCUGGAUUUUUUCAACGGCGAGAAACUUUAAGGCUUUUCAACGCCCGAAAUUUCUUCACAUGCUCUAGAGAGUACUCCUAGCCAUAUACAGCCGUUUUUUAAUACCACUGGCACAUUUCAAACGGGUUUCAUCAUGACAUAUUUUCUGGAAACACAUAGAUUUGUAUAAAUUUCGUUCAUUUGCCAACGUCAACCUUUCAGCCAGCCAGAAACAGUCCGCAGAACCUGAACGAGAAGAUCAAAUUUGUCCCGCGACUCGCCUUCCAAUGGAAAGAUGGGAACAUUAUCAUCUCGGAUGUAGGUCAUGGAUAAUAUAACUUUUUGUCACAAUCAACCAGGAAUCUUUAUGAUUUUUAUGUGUUCAGGGCCAACGAUUCGUAACCUAUGAUCCUUACUGGAAUGUAGCCACGUUCGAAGGCAACAUCACCGAUUAUUUCCCCAACAUUCCACGAGACGCGAUUGGUCUGGCACACAACGGAAGGUCAACAUUUUUGCUGCUCACUUGGCACAAUGGACUUCAAGUGAGUCGUAGUUGCAAAUAAGGAGGCGAUUAGUCACUUUUGUUUGGGGAAAAUUGUUGAAAAUUAGGGGAAUUUCAAAACUUUGCCUAGUGCACGCCGAACCGAAAUGGUUGAUAGAAAUGGAAAACUAGUUUUUGAGUCUUGGCACGAAAACAAAAGAAUUUUUUAAAUUAUUUUUUGAGGUGGGCUUUUGGCACUUUUGGCAUUCCGAUUUUUGAUGUAUAUAUACGGUAUCUUACACCGAAUCGACUAACUGUUGACGUAAACGUGAUGCUGAGAUAAUUUGGAAUCGUUUGAUAUAAAUUUCGGUCCUAUUAUACAACGUAAAUGGUAAUUUGUUGUUUUAGUGGUGCACAAUGUCGGAAUGCGCAUUCUUGAACUCCGAAUACGGCUUUAGGGUGUUGCAUAACAACAUACUGGCAUAAUAAUAACAUAUAAUUGUCCCUUCCUCCAAUUAUGGACAAUUUCAACUAAUAUUACACUAGGCACCGAAAGAAAGCUAGUAAAUAUUGCUAAAAAUAUUCUAAUCCAUCUAACACAACGUUACAUAACCUAUGAACGAUGUUAUGUCGCAAUAGUUCCAUGUCCCAACGUAAAAUCAGUAAAAUCGAAACGUUUUUAUUAAAUUGUUACCUAAAUUAAUAUAAAAGUUUGGUGUAGGCAGAAGAGAAACAAUAUAUGAGCUGAUUCCGUCGAGAAUACUAAAAUACGCUCAGAAAAGUCGCAUCCAACCCAAAUUGAUGUAUUAUGGACUCCAAAUGUGACAAAUAUUGUCAAAAUAGAUCAAAUCCCUUAAAAUUUUAGCUAAAAAAGAAGUUUUCAGAAUGGAGAAAAUAGAUUGAGCAGCGAAAAUUUGAUGAGACCUACAGAAAGGUCUCAUAAACAAAAUUGUCUAGGCUUUUCCCCAAAUUUGGACUAAAAUCCGGUUUCCGAGUCGAUUCUUCAUCGGAUGGUCGACACCUAAAUUUCGAAAGAACGAAAAAAAAACCUAAAAAACACUUACAUAUAUCCAAGAGAUGCCUUUCAUCACCUAAAGCAACCUAUUCUCCAACUUCUGAAGCCAUCCCCUUAUUUUUACACCUUCUGCAAAAACGGUCACACUCGUUUCUGAAAAUUAAUUUUACAUCUGUCUACAAAGUUUUGCCUGUUGCAGAAUGCCAACCAUUUCUAUCAACCAAAAAAAGCCUAUCUCGGUUCGGCGUGCUAGUGUAAUAUCGGAAAAUCUGAUAAUUCCCCUACUUUUGACCAUACAGAGUCUCAAAAAGUCCAUUGCAGAUCUACGACAUGAAAAAGUUCAAGAUUGUCCAAGAAUAUCCCAUCUCCAUCAACGAUUAUGUCGCCUGUCUCGUGGAAUUCAACAAGUUCAACUCCCCAUUGCUCAAGAACGUCCUUCCAAGAUUCGGCAGCCCGGCUUUCAAGCGUGUCUAA